Molecule: messenger RNA, 2121 nt
Organism: Synchytrium microbalum
Lineage: Eukaryota; Fungi; Chytridiomycota; Chytridiomycetes; Synchytriales; Synchytriaceae
Exons: 13
Coding region: 1-2121 (706 amino acids)
Biological process (GO): protein transport to vacuole involved in ubiquitin-dependent protein catabolic process via the multivesicular body sorting pathway; Golgi to vacuole transport; Golgi to endosome transport
Cellular component (GO): trans-Golgi network
Molecular function (GO): ubiquitin binding; phosphatidylinositol binding
Source: RefSeq, a predicted model, not a curated record
AUGUUUCAGCAACAGCAGCCAAACCAGCUGGAAAUGAUGAUCCAGUCCGCAUGUAAUCCCGAGUUCUAUGAGCCAAAUCUCGCUUUGAAUAUGGAAAUCGUCGACCAAAUAAACCAACGGGCUACCAAAGGAUUUCCACGGCAAGCUGCCCUCGCCAUCGUCAAGCUGGUCAACGAUCGGAAUCCAAACAGUGCUUCUCUGGCUCUGAAUGUAAAUGUCUAUCUCGCACAGUUCAUGGUCAUUGAUCAUCCUUUUGCACUGUCUCGCACACUGCUGGAUCAAUGCGUCAAGAACUGUGGCUACCCAUUCCACCUCAUCGUUGGGACAAAGGACUUUUUGAAUGAGCUCGUUCGUCGAUUUCCGGAAAGACCUUUGCAAGGAGUGGGGCCAGUCCAAUACAGGAUCCUAGAACUCAUACAGCAGUGGAAUGCAACUCUUUGCCGGCAUUCGAGAUAUAAAGAAGACUUUAAAAACAUUAAUGACAUGUACAACUUGCUCAUGUACAAGGGCUACAGGUUUCCACAGCUCCAGCAAGAUAGUGCUAAUGUUAUGGCGCCGAAAGAAGAACUCAAGACUGAAGAAGAGCUGGAAGAAGAAGAUAAAGUUGCUCAAGGUGCUAAAUUGCAAGAAUUGUUGAGAUUAGGAACUCCUGCGGCUUUAGAGCAAGCGAAUGAUCUUAUGAAAAUCAUGGCUGGAUAUGAUAUGGAGAAGCGUCCGGAUUACAAGAAACAAGUCAAUGAAGAACUGGAUAGAAUUGAACAUCGUGCCAUGGUCUUGAACGAUGUGUUGAAUUCGAAAUCUCCGAAAGAUAGAAAGACUCACGACCCGAAUUUAGAGGAAUUACACGCAACUGCCAAAACAGCUCAAACAAGAAUCCAAAAAUUGGUUUCUGAUGGAGACGAUGACAGCAGAAUUGGUCGUCUACUGGAAUUGAACGAUUUAAUUAAUACUGUGAUUACCAAGUAUGCUGACUACAAGGCUGGAAAACCUAUUACAAGAGAUCUGCCUGGUUUCGCCUUUCUGGAUCCACAAGCAAAUGAAUCACCACGAACAGGUCCCAUCAGUCUGAUUGACUUUGAUGGGCCACCUGCUACACAAACACCUACAGGCUCGUCAUCCUUGUCGAAUCCACCAACGUAUGCUAGUAGUAGUGGCUCUAUCUCACCGUCGAAAUCUGUUUCACCAUCGAAAACUCCCACUAACUUAUUGGACGAUUUGAGUGGGUUGAGCUUUUCUGACAAUCCAAAUCAACAACCUUCAUCAUUACCGUUAACCACACCAUCAUCACUCCCACAUACACAACAAAGCAAUGCUGCCAUCCUCGCCAAUUUUGGAAAGUCGAAUCACAGCGGUGCUUCUACGCCAGUAAUGAAUUCAAGUAUACGGCAACAGCAGCAAGCACCUGCUGGAGCAUCAUUAUUGGGUGACUUGACUGGAAUCAUGUCAUUGCAACAACAACAGCCAUCAUCAAUAAUGUCUGGUAGUGCUGGUGCCACCAAACCGUUUACUGCAACGUUGUGGCAAACCACUGUACCGAAUGCAAAUCUAUCUAUAACGAGUACUAGUAGUGGUGGUGGUUUAUCCACGUCAACACAAGAUCCGUUUGAUGCAUUAGGAUUGGGAUUAUCUAAGCCAUCAACAUCAUCCAUGCCUGUUAUUCCUGCGAACACAAAUUCAAUCACACCACAGCAGCAACCAAACCAACCACCUAGAGCUUCCAACGAAUUUUUGGAGUUUCAGUCCGCAGCACCUGUACCACCACCAACAUCAUCAUCAAAAUCAUUUGAUUCUCAAGAUGUGGUCUUACUAGCCAAAAACGGUCUUCGAGUCGUAUUACGACUAAUGCCAAGUGACAGUGGGUACCAGAUACAAGCUGGUUUUACGAAUACUACACCUGUACCAUUCACACAGUUGGUUUUUGCUUUGGCUGUUCCCAAGACAAUGAGCUUGACAAUGGACAAUGUCUCAUCAACAACAAUUCCACCAUUGGGAACUGGAGCAGUGUUUCAGAGUAUCAAUGUUGUAAAUUCCGCCAAGGAUUCAUUACGAAUGCGCUUCAAAGUAUCAUAUCAAGUCAAUAACAUUCCUGUUGAAGAGUCGGGUGAAUAUGUGUACAAGUAA